AAAAAAAGACUACAGAUACGGGGGUACAUCGGUGAGGUUUUAAGAAGGCCGGUGUUGAGCCGGCAAAACUAGUGGAGAUGGAUCACUAUGGCGGAGGCAGCUGGACUAUGAUUUCAAACGUACAGAAUCACGGCGUCGGCGGAGGAGCCAGCAGUAACCCUUCCACACCCUCCUCCUCCAACCCUCACCACCACCACCAUCACCAGCAGCACGAUCUCUACACUAUUCAACAGCAAGCCCCGCCGCAGCAGCAAUUUUAUCAACAGCGGGUCCAGCAGCAGCAGCAGCCGCCACACCAAUCCUUAUCCUCCCACUUCCAUCUCUCGCAAUUGGUGGAGAAUUUGGCGGAAGUCACUGAAAAUGGGAGUAGGGAUCAGCAUUCAGAUGCAUUAGUCAGUACCCGUCUUUUCCCCCAAUUGGCCCCUCGUUGUUGUCUCAGUACAGUUUCCACUUUCCAUAUCCAUUCUGCUAAUAUAUCUCGGUUUCCAUUAUUAUUCCUAAAAAGGUUGCAGAAUUGACCAGUCAGUUUGACAAAUGCCAGCAGCUGCUUAAUUCCAUGUCAGGCUCUAUUAACUCAAGAUCCAUGGUAAAUUUAACUGGGACUUUUGCACAACUUUCGGACUCUUUUGAUGUUUUUUUCUGUUUUGAGUUAAGAUCCCUUACAUCUAGAUUGGCUUAUUCAAGAGCUGAACCUAUUGUAAAAUGUGCUUUUAUGUUGGAAAUCGUAUCUCAGAUCUUUUUGGUGCACUUUUGAUCCAGCAACUCUAUCUAAAUUUAUUGGUGUUCAUAUUGUUAAAUACAAACUGAAAUCCUGAUUAGUAAAAUCUGAGAGGUAACUUAUUGUGCACUCUCUCAUAGCAACUGUAUGGUCCUCAAAUGGAUGCAGAACAUCUUUUCUCCAGAUUUGAAUCGAUUACCUUGUUUGCAACAGCCUUAGCAUUUGAUUGUACUUACCUGUUGUGCAAUGUUCUUUAGACUUUGGAGGGACAGAAGUGCCAAAUGGAGGAAUGUGACCACUUAUCGAAACAGAGAAGGUGCAUUGCUCUAUAGUUCUUUUUUCAUCACUUGGUCCUCAAAUAUUUAUUCACAUCUUUUUUUUCUUUCUUUUUUUUUUUUACCUCAUGCGGGUUUUCUUUUACUCUUUUUCGAUUGCAGAGAUCUUAUUUCAAAAUAUCGUAGCUCAGUUGAAAAGCUUAUCAAUCCGGAGCUCUAACUAUGGGCAAUCUUCGUGUCCCACGGCGUGGACAGGAUGUGGUUACUAUUUUUUCCAUUAGACUUUAGGGUUGAAAAGAUCCCCAACAGUAACCAAUGCUACCAGUUUCCUGUUUGUCAACCAAGUCUCGGUCAUGGCGCCUCUGUUUUUUUUUUGUCUUUAGGGUAUAAGAACCUUAUACCAAGUGGAAAUUUCAACAAAGAGCUUCAUAUGUUUUCAUUCAUGGGUUUGUGUUUUUCUUGGACCUCUAUCUGGGCACGCUUCCACAGAAAAGAGAUUUUAUCUUGUCAAAGUUACCUUGGAUUCUCGUCUCAAAACCACUUGGCAAUGAGUGGGAUGGCCUUUGGCACUAGUUACCUUGGGCUUCUAUCUUAAAACCACUUGACAAUGAGUGGGAUGGCCUUUGGCACUUA
This is a messenger RNA of Oldenlandia corymbosa var. corymbosa, 1626 nucleotides long. NCBI's taxonomy places the organism in Eukaryota, Viridiplantae, Streptophyta, Magnoliopsida, Gentianales, Rubiaceae. The record is from the annotation of a GenBank genome assembly.